UUUCAUUUGCGUCUUAUAAUAAGGCAAGUAGAAACUUCCUGUUGUCUGUCGAGCAGAUCAGAUACAGUGUAAGUAUAUCCUUAUCUUUGUCGAUACUCUUGCUUGCUAUCGGAUGCAAGAAAACCGGUCCCGCCCAUCGUUUGACCGCACAUCAUGUAUUAACGAGCAAAAAUACAACAAAGUACAAGCAAGCAAAAAUACAGCAACUCGGUCGGAAUAAUAAGUAGCAAUAGGAAUAGAAUAGUUGAUGGACAGUUGACCGAGAACUAAUUUCGAAUUGCGAUAAAAAAAGGGUCGUAUUUGUACCCGUGGGAGGAGAGAACGCACAAGCUUGCGGCCUUAGUCUUCACAUGUCUUGCCUGAACGAUAAUGCUUAAUAAUGCUUCUUAACGAUAAAUUCCUAUCGAGUGACAUCUAUCUAAAAAAUACAAGCAUCCGUUCUUUUUCUAUCGAAUAAUCGAAAGCAAGCUUUUCACAAGGAAGCGUUGUGACAAAAAUGGACUUUCGAAACUUGAACCCACUGAAUAUUCACGCAAACUUUCUCUCGGGCAAUCUGUUACCUUUGGAAUCGGGCGUCUCGCGAUUUUCCAUCGCAUGGAAAUUAUACAGCGUUCUGAUAUGGCUGCUUCUACUGGCGCAAAUAAUCGUCCUGAUACCCGGUCUCGUUAUGGUGCCGUGGGAGAAAGCUCUGAUAGACGGCACGGUCGUCAUCGUGGUCAAUAUCGAAAUAUUCUUCAUGGUCGGACGAAUUUACGCCCGCAGAGAACUGGUGGAUCGAUUAAUUCGCAAACUGAACGAAAUGCUGCGUAACGAAGACGAGAUCAUGAGAAACGUCGUAACGACGAUUUUCCAGCCCAUGAACGCUCCGCUCAAGUUCUACUGGCUUGCAGGUAGUCUGUCCGUCUUUUUGUGGUGCUGCGUACCGUUUUUACUAGUCUCCCAGAAGACGUCCUUCCGUUACGAGGAUUACAGGAUACCAGCGGUCUUCUCCAAGCAGCCGUUUUCGGUCGGGGUCUUCCUCAUGGGCAACAUUUUCCUACUGAUCGGUAACAUGUAUACUUUUUUAAAGAAGGGCAGCGUAGAUAUUUAUAUGAUACAUCUGGUGAUGAUGAUGACGGCGCAAUAUCGUUAUACCGCCAAGAAGCUCGCCGCGAUAUUUCGGGAUGCCAAUCUACGAAGUAAAAUGGAACAAUCGAGCCUCGAAGCAGAUGGAUGGACGGAAAAGGAGAUGAAAGCAUUGUGUCGGCAUUAUACUGCUGUGCAAUGCUUAUCUGCUCUGCUAAGGCAAUUGCUGUCUUUGAGCUUCAGUAUGAUUUAUAUAAACAGCGUCUUACGAUUUUGUUUUAUCGGUAUUAUGUUGGGCACUGUCUUAGCAACAACUUUUAUAGAAGGAUUUGUAAUUGUCACGUUCACGUGUGGCUCCGUAUUACAGUUUUACAUGUUGUGUCUUUGCUUGCAGCAGCUGCGGGAUGCGAGCAAGGACAUGACAGAAGAGGCGUUUCAUGAAGAAUGGUAUCGAUUUGGAUCGUCCAUAAAACGUACAUUUAUGUUAAUGGCACUGGCUUGUAAUUUAGAGUGUAAAAUAUCGACAAAUGAUAAGUUCAAUCUGUCUUUGCCAUCGUUCAUGACGAUUUUAAAUCGAUCAUAUUCGAUCGCUCUUCUGCUCUUGUAAGCGCAAUAAUGAUGAUACGUAAUAAUGAAGCGUAAUGAUACGGGGACUAUGACAUUUUUAAUGCAACUUUUCUUAAAUAAAGUCUGUUUUGCAAGCUAAGUAUAAAACACUAAAUAAAUAAACAAUUUAGU
Molecule: messenger RNA, 1803 nt
Organism: Harpegnathos saltator (Jerdon's jumping ant)
Lineage: Eukaryota; Metazoa; Arthropoda; Insecta; Hymenoptera; Formicidae
Exons: 5
Coding region: 497-1672 (391 amino acids)
Biological process (GO): detection of chemical stimulus involved in sensory perception of smell; sensory perception of smell
Cellular component (GO): plasma membrane
Molecular function (GO): odorant binding; olfactory receptor activity
Source: RefSeq, a predicted model, not a curated record